CUGGGCCAGCUUUGUGGCAGCCACGCAUCAACGGUGACCAGAAUGAGCUCCACAAAAAUCGCAGUUUUGAUCAUUUUGAUUCUCUUCUCGCUGCGCGGGGACCUCCUGACGAAUGUCAAUGGCCUCACCGUGCACGAUCGUAUUCUCAUUAACGCCAACAUGUUCAGCCGACCCGCGCGCAGACUCUGGGCUCAUAAGGUCUAUCCCAGACGUUUCUUCACGAACUCGUGGUGGGGCAAAUGUCAUUUCAAGGAUACGCUGUCCUUCUCCGAAAUUCUGACACAGCUAGGCAACCUGCCGAAGUUCGACGCCCUGGACGUCUCAGUUUGCGGAAGAUUGUCUUCGGUACCUCGCAUCAUCAAUGGAACCGAAGCUGAACGUCAGAUCUUCAAAUACAAUGCCGCCUUGGUGGACAUGUCUAGGAGCGGAAACAAGGUCUUUUGCGGGUCGAGUAUUUUAUCAUCGAGAUUCGUGCUCACCGCAGCCCACUGUAUCGAACCCUACGCGAAAAGUAUCCACAAGCUCCGGGUCUCGAUCGGUGAGUACGAUCUGGCGGUGCGAAGCGACAAGUGGAGGAAAAUCAUGAAGAUCGCGGACUGCCAGAUGCACAAGGAAUACACGGGCAAAAGCCCAUUCCGCAACGAUAUCGCGCUCAUCAAAACCUCGGACGAAAUUGUUUUCAAUGAAUUCAUCGGCCCGAUAUGUUUGCCUCCCGUCGCGCAGCGGCCCGAUUUUUUCGAAGAACAAGCGAUCGUCUCCGGCUGGGGACUCACCAACGGGAGUUUGUGA
Molecule: messenger RNA, 789 nt
Organism: Galendromus occidentalis (western predatory mite)
Lineage: Eukaryota; Metazoa; Arthropoda; Arachnida; Mesostigmata; Phytoseiidae
Product: vitamin K-dependent protein C
Exons: 7
Coding region: 43-789 (248 amino acids)
Biological process (GO): proteolysis
Molecular function (GO): serine-type endopeptidase activity
Source: RefSeq, a predicted model, not a curated record